AUGCACAAGUACAUUCCUCGCUUCCACAUCGUGCGAGCUGACGAUUUGGCAAAGGUGAACUUCUGUGAAUUUGUGACGUUCACCUUUGAGGAAUCAGAGUUUAUCGCCGUGACAGCAUAUCAGAACGAACAGGUGAGUCUCAACACAGCGAUACAAAUGUCUGUCGGAGAUCACGGUGUUUAG
Messenger RNA from Dibothriocephalus latus, 183 nucleotides. The record is from the annotation of a GenBank genome assembly. Lineage: Eukaryota; Metazoa; Platyhelminthes; Cestoda; Diphyllobothriidea; Diphyllobothriidae.